Molecule: messenger RNA, 576 nt
Organism: Paralichthys olivaceus (Japanese flounder)
Lineage: Eukaryota; Metazoa; Chordata; Actinopteri; Pleuronectiformes; Paralichthyidae
Source: RefSeq, a predicted model, not a curated record
AUGGCGACAUUACAACACUCUGACCAGGGCAUGAAACACAAGUUAUCAGACAUCAUGCAGGUGAGAGGAAUCAACCCAUCGAUGAGCAGGAAACGUGAGCAGCGUGUGUUAUUCAUGGUGGUGGUCAUGGUGAUAUGCUACCUCUUGUGCUGGCUGCCGUACGGCACCAUGGCCCUGCUGGCCACUUUCGGGCCCCCAGGCCUGGUUACGCCUGAGGCAAGCAUCAUCCCCUCAGUCCUGGCUAAGACAAGCACGGUCAUCAACCCAGUCAUCUAUGUCUUCAUGAAUAAACAGUUUUACAGAUGUUUCCAAGCCCUGCUGCGAUGUGAGAGUCCUCGACGCAGCUCCAGCUUUAAGAGCUCCUCCAAGGUUGCCACCAAGGCCAUGAGGGGUGUAGCAGUCAAUGGUCCCCGUCGCACCAACGAGUUAUUAUUUAUGGUAGCAUCCCUUGGACAGCCAGCUGCCACACUGCCCCAACUGGGCCCUUCCUUUGAACUCACAAACGAUAUCACUAAAGCCCCUUCUUCAGACAUCAAGCCUGCCGUAGUAUCACUAGUGGCCCACUUCGAUGGCUGA